GUGCCCAGUUAUUUCUUCAGCGCAACGAGUGUUGGCUUUUUCGUUUUUUUUUUCAUCUAGCACGAUCACCUUCCGAUUGAAUCCAUCGCGCCGAGCAGCCUUUUGCUCAACAUCUCGUCUCAGUCAGCCGUUAUUCGUCGGAUUGAUCAGUUAUUUGGUCCGAUCCUUUGAAAAGCAUAAGAAUUUCUAUUUUCCUUAGUGUUUCUUUCGAGUUGUUCCAUACAUUUAGAAAUUAAUUAUGGCUGAUGAUGAGGCAAAGAAGGCCAAACAGGCCGAAAUCGAGCGUAAACGCGCUGAAGUGCGUAAGCGUAUGGAGGAAGCCUCUAAGGCUAAGAAGGCCAAGAAAGGUUUCAUGACACCAGAAAGAAAGAAGAAACUCAGAUUGUUGUUGCGUAAAAAAGCCGCUGAGGAAUUGAAGAAGGAACAAGAACGCAAAGCUGCCGAACGUAGACGCAUCAUUGAAGAACGAUGCGGCAAGCCCAAGAUGAUUGACAACGCCAACGAAGCACUAUUGAAGGAUAUUUGCAAAGAAUAUUACGAGCGAAUGUAUUUAUGUGAAGGCCAGAAAUGGGAUCUUGAACAUGAAGUCCGAAAAAGAGAUUGGGAGAUCUCGGAACUGAAUGCCCAAGUCAACGAUCUUCGUGGCAAAUUCGUUAAACCAACAUUGAAGAAGGUUUCCAAAUACGAGAACAAAUUUGCCAAGUUACAGAAGAAGGCCGCCGAAUUCAACUUCCGCAAUCAACUCAAAGUUGUCAAGAAGAAGGAAUUCACCUUGGAAGAAGAAGAUAAGGAGAAAAAACCAGACUGGUCCAAAGCUAAAGAUACUAAGGUAAAGGAAGAACAUCACGAAGAAGUCGAAGCUGAAGCAUAAAUUUAGUUUCUGUAUGAAUUUAUGUUGCAAUAUCACCAUCAUUAAACCAAGCAUUGAGUAAAGAUGAAUUGAUUUGAGAGAAAGAGAGUUGAAGUUGCAAAACUUUUACCAUGAAUUAUUUAUGCAAUUAUUAAUAUAUAUACACUUAUAUCUUUGAUGAUUAUGUUUAUUUUAUUUAUUAUAAAUGUAUAACAUCUCUAUUGUACUUUUUUAUGUUUUCAAUGUUUCUUUGAUUUGAUUUCAAUUUUCAUUUUCAACUUUGUCAAUUUUUAUUUCUUUUUGCUUGCCUUCAAACCAAGAAGAUCGCAAAUACUCGAAAGAACAUUAAAAAAACACAAAAAAAAUACCAAAAACAAAAAUUAAAUAAAAUUUUUAAGUGAAAAUAGAACAUUUCUGAAUUGAAUUUGGCAGCGAUGGGGAACAUCUUAGUUGAAUUCAAUUUGUUUAAUGAAUUUUCUUAUCAUCAGGUAAAAGAUUUGAUCCAACAAUGUACAUCAUCUUUUUAUAAACAAAUAAAUCAUAAUUGUAUCAAUUAACAAAUAAAAAUCAUUUGUCGUGUCAUAUGUGAGGUUGAUUGAAUGUUAGAUCACAUUGUAGACGAUCAUCAACUGACAGUAACAUAAAAUCAUCAAAUACUAAAUAAAGUAGAAAUGAUGUUCUCAUGAUUGAUGACUUCUCAUGUUAUAAAGCAUUCAAAAUAUAAAAGUCAAAUCAGAAUUCAUUAGAUUUCAGGAAUGUCAUACUUAUGUAGCUU
Molecule: messenger RNA, 1625 nt
Organism: Clunio marinus
Lineage: Eukaryota; Metazoa; Arthropoda; Insecta; Diptera; Chironomidae
Source: the annotation of a GenBank genome assembly